AUGGGCAGGCUCGUCCGGGAGUUUUCUGUAUUUACUUGCGACACUAUUACACGAAUCGAUAAGAAUCAGAAUGUUUUGGGUGUUCUUUACAUCCAUAAAGGCUAUCCAGAACUAUGUACACUUCCUGAAAAUGUAGCUAAGACAUUGAUUACGAAACUGCCUAUCAUCACUUCAGGUGUUCAUCGAGCUGUAACUGACAUCGAUGUCACAAACGAGCCAGUCGCGUUUAGAAUGGAAACAAAUCGGACAGAGAUCGCGGUGGUCAUGGACAAACAGUUCACCGCUUGCGUGGUUCACAAGUCGACGAGAAAAUUAAAAACUAAGGAGGAUAAAUCUGAUAUACUC
Molecule: messenger RNA, 345 nt
Organism: Iphiclides podalirius (scarce swallowtail)
Lineage: Eukaryota; Metazoa; Arthropoda; Insecta; Lepidoptera; Papilionidae
Source: the annotation of a GenBank genome assembly